AUGGCGGAUGAUGUUUUGGCAGAGAAAGUGUUUAUUUAUAUUUGCGAUAGUGGUGGUUCUGUCAAGCUGUCUGUUCUUUUAAAACAAUCAUCGCCCUUGGGAAGUAGGAAAUCAGAGUUAGAAGCGAAAAAUUGGCUGAUGAGUCAAGCUGAUCCGUGUUUAGUCGUCGUGAAAGAUUUCAAUAGCAAUAGCAGGUGUGCGAAUUGACCUAAGAAAAAUAUUGUCGACAAUAUCACGAGAAAGGUUCUUGUCGAAGUUCUUAGGGAAGGUGUUCUGGGAAGGAAGUUCUGGCAUAUUUGUAAAGGAUUUAUGCAAGAGAACUGUCAUGGCAAAUGCAACCACUCGAACAACUUUUUGACCCGGAAAACAGCGAGAAGACAAAGGAAUUUGGACUGGCUAAACAUCCGAACGGAACUAUCAAGAAUAUUGUUGUGUGA
This is a messenger RNA of Porites evermanni, 437 nucleotides long. The record is from the annotation of a GenBank genome assembly. Lineage: Eukaryota; Metazoa; Cnidaria; Anthozoa; Scleractinia; Poritidae.